ACUCCUCAGAGCGGCGUUAUCAUUGUGAGAAGAGGGGGGGAAUGUUUUUGCGGCAAUGUUCCACCUUCAGCGUAGUUUCCUCCUCCUCCUCGUGCUGGUGUCCCUGAAACUCGAGAACUUUUGCGCGCUCUCGCGAUAUUUCCCCGUUCUCACGCACAGCCAAUAGGCGAGCGCGUUUCUUGGUGACGUCACAAAUCGCGCACGAGCGGAAGUAAACAGUUUGUUUACGAAAUAAAAGGAAUGAAGCUGUUGGCGAGGACUGUGCGGUGUGCUUUGAAGCAGAGAGAGCCGGACCGCAGACACUUCUGGGCCUGGCUCAAUGCUGUUUUCAACAAGGUGGACUACGAGCGAAUCAAAGCCGUGGGCCCAGACCGAGCGGCGGCCGAGUGGUUGCUUCGAUGCGGCGCCAAGGUGCGCUUCCAAGGCUUCGAGCGCUGGCAUCAAGACUACAACGCUCUGCCCAACGGAGCCCAGGACAGAUACAAGAUCCGCUCUAUUGACGCCAGCGAGUCCUGCAUCAUGUACAGAGGCCUGGACCACCUGGAGGGGUUGCGGCACGUGGAGGAGAUGAAGUUGAACAAGUGUUUGUACGUCGAAGACGCGUGUCUGGAGAGACUGAGCUCGCUGGACGGCCUGCAGGAGAGUCUGACCACCAUGGAGGUGGUGGCCUGUGGGAACGUGACGGACAGAGGCCUUGUGGCGCUGCACAAACUCAGGAAUCUGGAGUAUCUGCUCCUCAGCGACCUGCCCGGCCUGAAAGAUAAAGAAACCACAGCAAGCCGGCUCAAGACGGCGCUGCCGCGUCUGGACUUGCACCUGGACUGAAAACAAGAGAAGUGCUUCCUCAAAUGUAGAAUUGAAAUCUGCCCUUUUAUUUUGUUGACACCAUUUUAUUCAUCAACAAUCGUCACGUUAUUUACUGGCUGCGUUUUUGUUUUGUUUUAUUUAAAUGAAUUUGGCGUUUGUAAACAUCCGUAGCACCAACGCCGUCAUCAUUCAUGUCAAUAAAUAUUUGCAGUCGUA
Molecule: messenger RNA, 1023 nt
Organism: Nerophis ophidion (straightnose pipefish)
Lineage: Eukaryota; Metazoa; Chordata; Actinopteri; Syngnathiformes; Syngnathidae
Gene: dmac2l
Product: distal membrane arm assembly component 2 like
Exons: 5
Coding region: 241-825 (194 amino acids)
Source: RefSeq, a predicted model, not a curated record